Messenger RNA from Monoraphidium neglectum, 154 nucleotides. RefSeq lists its product as hypothetical. The transcript has a single exon. The annotation marks the transcript as partial. Lineage: Eukaryota; Viridiplantae; Chlorophyta; Chlorophyceae; Sphaeropleales; Selenastraceae. The record is from RefSeq and is a predicted model, not a curated record.
AUGCAGAACGCUGGCACCUCUCUGCCAGCGCAGCUGCGAUGGCGGCGACGGCGACGGCGACGGCGACGGCAGCAGCAGCAGCAGCAGCAGCAGCAGCAGCAGCAGCAGCAGCAGCAGCAGCAGCAGCAGCAGCAGCAGCAGCAGCCAUCAGGUG